Molecule: messenger RNA, 820 nt
Organism: Salarias fasciatus (jewelled blenny)
Lineage: Eukaryota; Metazoa; Chordata; Actinopteri; Blenniiformes; Blenniidae
Product: emopamil-binding protein-like
Exons: 4
Coding region: 76-699 (207 amino acids)
Biological process (GO): sterol metabolic process
Cellular component (GO): endoplasmic reticulum; membrane
Molecular function (GO): cholestenol delta-isomerase activity
Source: RefSeq, a predicted model, not a curated record
ACAAUCCCACUGACACACUGCUGUAGUCGUACUACACUUCUUCAUUUCUGCGUCCCUGUGGUACCUGCGGCGCCGAUGGACUCGCCGGCGCCCCCCGGCAUGUCUCUGGUGUCCCUCCUGUCCCUGUUGGCCUGCAGCUUCCAGCUGCUGGCCGCUGUGCUGCUCACGCGCAGGUACGGUGGGCGGAGCUCUGCGGCGGACAGGUGGGUGCUGCUGUGGCUCUUCUACGACGUCAUCGUCCACCUGACGCUGGAAGGACCCUUUGUUUACAUGUCUCUGGGUGGAACAGUGGAGACGUCUGAAGGCCCUCUGGCUGAACUCUGGAAGGAGUACAGUAAAGCCGACAGCCGCUGGUUAGUUUCUGAUCCGACAAUCGUGUCCAUUGAGAUUCUGACUGUGGUCCUCGACUCUCUGCUGGGAAUUCUGCUGAUACAUGCAGUGCUGCAUGACAAAUACUACAGACACUUCCUGCAGAUCACGCUGAGCGUGUGCGAGCUGUACGGCGGCUGGAUGACCUUCUGUCCCGACUGGCUGAUGGGCAGCCCGCAUCUGAACACGUCCAGCUGGCUCUACUUGUGGGUCUACCUGGUCUUCUUUAACGGAGUCUGGGUCCUGGUGCCGGUCCUGCUGCUGGUCCAGUCCUGGCUCGGCCUCCGCAGCGUCCAUGAGCUCAGAGCGCCGGACAGGAAAAGGCUGUAGAGACGCUCGUUUACCUCGCGUGAGGCUCCAGGCAGGAUCAGUGCAGCUUCAAACGACACCAUCAGACCCGAGUCCACACGGUCUUUAUUUCUCAUUAAAACCUCGUCCUACACCAGCACCA